This is a messenger RNA of Guillardia theta CCMP2712, 1656 nucleotides long. RefSeq lists its product as hypothetical. Bases 1 to 1656 code for a protein of 551 amino acids. Lineage: Eukaryota; Cryptophyceae; Pyrenomonadales; Geminigeraceae. The record is from RefSeq and is a predicted model, not a curated record. The transcript has 12 exons.
AUGAGCGGAGGAGGAGGAGGAGAGAAGGAGGUGAGGGAGGUGAGGGAGGUGAGGACAGAGGAGGACAGAGACCAGGAGGGACAAGAGGAGAGAGAGACAAAGACGCAGAGAACCAGAGGAAAUGAGGAGGAGGAGAUGCGGGGCAGCGACCAGGCGAUAGAGAGGAAGAAGAAGGAAGAGAAAGCGAAAGCAGAGAUCUGGAGGGUCUUUAAUGAGGUCCUUCUCGACGACAUCAAGCGGAGAAGAAGCAUACGACUGAGAGACGUGAGUGCCGUCAGCCUCGUGUCGUCUGCUGAUCUCCCUCAGGUCUUCAAGAUCAUCAUUAACGAGACCUACGAAGGAGGUGAACGGCACCUCGAUGGCUCCUUCGCGUAUCCUGCCAGUCGCCUUGUCACGCCUCACGGUCAUCCCAAUGUCGACAUGGUGCUCGUUCUCGCAGAUCGCUUCACCGGCUCGUAUCAGCUCGCGGAGAAGACCCGGACCAAGAAAGCGGGCGGAGACGCUGAGCUACAGCUCGAGCAAGAGCUGGCAAAGCUGCGACAGGAAGAGGCCAUGCUCAAGGCUCGAGACAAGAAGGACAAGCGACUGCUGGCGGUGUGGGAAGAGAUCGGAAAGAUCUCGCAGCUUCUCUCCUCUAAGCGCCACGAGCUGCAGGGGAAGUGGCUGCGAGGGAUCACGAUGAGCUUAGGUUCCAACCAACGAGAAUGGGGGAAGAGCAAGGACGUGUCGUUUGUUGAGGUUGCGAGGCGAGCUGGAGUGGACAAGAGCGUGGCGGAGAGCGCUGUCCGUGAGAUGUGGAGCACGUUUGGCAGCAGAGCUUGCAGCGGUGAGCGACAAGAGCUGCUGUUGUCCUGCGGAAAGUUAAUGGCAGAGGGUAAGAAGUAUUGGUUCAUCCCAAAGCCGAUCCACGCAGAGACCGUACCAGGAAGAGACUGCCUGCGACUUCCUUCUGGUGCGAUACGCAUACCCAACAAGAAACAAUCCGUGGACGCAAGCCAGGACUGCGCUGACCACAGGGGACAGACUCGAGACGAACCUCAGCAAGAGAUCAACAGCACGGAUGGGAGCGUAACGCUGAGGUCUGAAGACGGGGAAGUGAUGCUGACAUUACCGGAGGAAGAAGGAGACAUCAACUUCGCUCGGAACGAAGCCCUAAGACGAGCGAGAGAGCAUUAUCAGCAGUCGCUCCUCCGCAAGAUCGAGAUGGAGAAGGCACAUGAGGAUGAGAUUGCUGAGAGGAGAAAACAAGCAGAGUAUGCGGCGAGUAUGCAGAUCCCUCAAGCCUGCCCCACGGUCGAUCUGCUCUAUGGAUGGACCAAUAUCAAGUAUCUUCACUCUUUAUCCCUCACUCGUCCUGCCCUUCCUGUCUCACCACUUGUCGGUUCACAGAAGGAUGUCGCCAGCAUCAUGCGGUCCAGCUACCUAGAGGACAUCAAGCAGCGAGCGGAGAUGAAAAAGUCGAAGCAGCUGAUGAAGGUCGAGCAGGAGCGUCAGCUCCUCGAGAGGAUCGCAGAGGGGAUGGUCCUCGACCAUGUCGCCCAGCAGGCUCACAAAGUGCAGAUGCGACGAGAGCUCCAGGGUUAUAUCAAGGAGUCCCAAGAGAAUGCGGUGGCUAAGGCAACGCCUUACUGUCAACAUCGCCCGUGCAUCGAUUAA